UCUGUUUUCCUGCGUCCUCGGGCGGCGGCGCAGGCAGCGGCAGCCGCGCCGGCUGUGAUGAGCGGUCCCCCGGCCGGGCCGGGGACGCCAGGUGAGCCUCUGCGCCCGGGAGGGCCGCACCCGGCCGCCCGGGGCCCGCGGCCGGCCAUGGAGCGCUAGAGGAGGGAGGAGAAGACGGCCUGCCGCCCACCCCCGUCCUGUUUUCCUUUAUCUCAUUGUUGCCGGAGCUGUUUACGGCGGCGGCGCCCGCUCUGCCCGGGCAUGGGGCGCGCUCGGGGCACUGCCCUUCGGCGGUCGCAGCCUUCGCGGCUGCCCACGGACUCCGCCUAGUCCGCCUCCCCAGCCGGUACACCGAGGACCCGAGAGCCGAGGCCCGGACUGCAGCGGCGGCGGCGGGGCCACCUCCCAGCAGCAUCCCCAACCCCCCGGGCUGGAUGCGGAUUGAAGAGCGGCGCCUGGGGGCACAGUCCGCCCCGCGGAUCCAGACCUAGGCAGCAGGACAGCGGGAGCCACAGUGCGGGAGGAUGGCCAGUAAGACCAAGGCCAGCGAGGCCCUGAAGGUGGUGGCCCGGUGCCGACCCCUCAACAGGAAGGAGGAGGCUGCCGGUCACGAGCAGAUCCUGACCAUGGACGUGAAACUGGGCCAGGUGACCCUGCGGAACCCCCGCGCGGCCCCUGGGGAGCUGCCCAAGACCUUCACCUUUGAUGCUGUGUACGACGCCAGCUCCAAGCAGGCAGACCUGUAUGAUGAAACCGUGAGGCCCCUUAUAGACUCGGUCCUUCAGGGUUUCAACGGCACAGUGUUUGCUUACGGCCAGACGGGCACCGGCAAGACUUACACCAUGCAGGGGACCUGGGUGGAGCCCGAGUUGCGCGGGGUCAUCCCCAACGCCUUUGAGCACAUCUUCACCCACAUCUCUCGCUCCCAGAACCAGCAGUACCUGGUCCGGGCCUCCUACCUGGAGAUCUACCAGGAGGAGAUUCGAGACCUGCUCUCUAAAGAGCCAGGCAAGAGGCUAGAGCUGAAGGAGAACCCCGAGACGGGAGUCUACAUCAAGGACCUCUCCUCCUUUGUCACCAAGAAUGUCAAGGAGAUCGAGCACGUGAUGAACCUGGGGAACCAGACCCGAGCAGUGGGCAGCACCCACAUGAAUGAGGUCAGUUCCCGCUCCCACGCCAUCUUCGUUAUCACCGUGGAGUGCAGCGAACGCGGCACAGACGGCCAGGAGCACAUCCGCGUGGGGAAGCUCAACCUGGUGGACCUGGCUGGCAGCGAGAGGCAGAACAAGGCAGGUCCCAACACAGCCGGAGGGACGGCCACUCAGUCCACGGGUGGUGGCGGAGGUGGCGGUGGCAGUGGCACUGGUGGUGGCAAUGGAGAGAGGCCUAAAGAAGCCUCCAAAAUCAACCUCUCCCUGUCUGCUCUGGGCAACGUGAUUGCUGCCCUGGCGGGCAACAGGAGCACCCACAUCCCCUACCGGGACUCCAAGCUGACCCGGCUGCUCCAGGACUCUCUGGGGGGAAACGCCAAAACCAUCAUGGUGGCCACACUGGGACCUGCCUCUCACAGUUACGACGAGAGCCUCUCUACCCUACGCUUCGCCAAUCGAGCCAAGAACAUUAAGAACAAGCCCCGGGUGAACGAGGACCCCAAGGACACGCUGCUGAGGGAGUUCCAGGAGGAGAUUGCCCGCCUGAAGGCCCAGCUGGAGAAGAGGGGGAUGCUGGGCAAGCGGCCCCGCCGGAAGAGCAGCCGCAGGAAGAAGGCCGUGUCUGCCCCGGCGGGGUACCCCGAGGGACCAGUGAUCGAGGCCUGGGUGGCUGAAGAGGAGGACGACAACAACAACAACCAUCACCCGCCCCAGCCCAUCCUGGAACCAGCCCUGGAGAAGAACAUGGAGAAUUACCUGCAGGAGCAGAAGGAGCGGCUGGAGGAGGAGAAGGCAGCCAUCCAGGAUGACCGCAGCCUGGUGAGCGAGGAGAAGCAGAAGCUGCUGGAGGAGAAGGAGAAGAUGCUGGAGGACCUGCGGCGGGAGCAGCAGGCCACAGAGCUGCUUGCGGCCAAGUACAAGGCCAUGGAGAGCAAGCUGCUCAUCGGGGGCAGGAACAUCAUGGAUCACACCAACGAGCAGCAGAAGAUGCUGGAACUGAAGAGGCAGGAGAUCGCCGAGCAGAAACGCCGUGAACGCGAAAUGCAGCAGGAGAUGCUCCUCCGAGACGAGGAGACCAUGGAGCUCCGGGGCACCUACACAUCCCUGCAGCAGGAGGUGGAGGUCAAAACCAAGAAGCUCAAGAAGCUCUAUGCCAAGCUGCAGGCGGUGAAGGCGGAGAUCCAGGACCAACACGAUGAGUACAUCCGCGUGCGGCAGGACCUGGAAGAAGCACAGAACGAGCAGACGCGCGAACUCAAGCUCAAGUAUCUGAUCAUCGAGAACUUCAUCCCCCCAGAGGAGAAGAACAAGAUCAUGAACCGGCUCUUCCUGGACUACGAGGAGGAGCAGUGGCGGUUCCAGCCCCUGGUCCCAGCCGGAGUGAGCAGUAGCCAGAUGAAGAAGCGGCCUACGUCCGCCGUGGGCUACAAGAGGCCGAUCAGCCAAUACGCUCGGGUUGCCAUCGCGAUGGGGUCCCACCCCAGGUACCGGGCUGAAAAUGUCAUGUUUUUGGAGUUGGACGUGUCCCCUCCGGCAAUCUUCGAGAUGGAAUUUUCUCAUGACCAAGAACAAGACCCGCGUGCACUACACAUGGAGAGGCUCAUGCGACUGGACAGCUUUCUGGAAAGACCGUCCACGUCUAAAGUCCGAAAGUCCAGAUCCUGGUGCCAGAGCCCCCAGCGGCCUCCGCCCUCCGCCACACAUGCCUCCAUGGCCUCCGCCCCUCUGCACCCUGCCACAGCGGUGGACCACGAGUGACAGCCUUCACAGUUAGGUUGCCCAGCGCCUAACUCCGGGCACGAGGCAGCCAGCCCCGGCUCAUCUCAUCCGCAGCUUGGUGGUGUGCGUCUGAGUGUGUGUGCAUGUGUGUGUGCGCGCGCGUGCGUGUGUAUGAUGGGGUGCCCACUCUUCUGCACCUCCUUUAUUUAAUCCAUGUUAUUUAUUCGUGGAGCCAAUCGUGGCCGGGAAGCACCCGGGCCGCCGUGGUCUGUGGUAGCCUCCUUCUCUCCGGACUGGAAACCCCCAGUCAAACCUCCAGCACCUCCCGUGUCACCGCCCCCCUCAGGGAGGCACCAGUGCCUGAGUGGCAGCACAGGGGUCACCUCUGCCCCUGCCACGAGCAGCCCCUCAGCACUUCCUGGGACGAGAAGACUUCGAGGGCGACAGACCUCCUGACAGUCCCAGGCUCCAGUCCCGGUGGACAGGGCUCUGUCCUCCACCUCCUGGGGCUCGGACCACCUCUUCCUGCCUCUCAGGCUCUCUUGCAAGGACUUCGAUGACCUCACCAACGCUGGCUUCCCCAGUUCGGCUUCCUGCCCACCUUCCCAGCCUUGAAUAGGAAUCACAAACCAAGGGGUUGAUGCCGUGUCGGGACCUGCAGGAAAUGGACCCAGAUGAUGUGGACGGUCGUCAAGGGAAAUCCUCCCCUGGGUCUCUCUAUUUCUGUCCCUUCUGUGAGCUUCCUUUGGUCAACAAGUCAUCAAACUAACUCCCCAUUUUCGAGCUUGGCUCCUUCCUGCUGUGGCCAUUUCCCCCUGCAGCUGCCAGGUCUCAGGUCAUUGCAGAAGGGAUCAGUGUCGUCGUAUCCCUGCCUAAGCAAUGGUGUCACGGUUCCCUCUGCACUGAGCACAGGAAACAGACACCCAGGCAAAAUCCUUGCCAGCUUUGUUACCCGUCUCGAAGGCGUAUUUUCUGCAUACUGUUUUGUUGAAAACUGCCCCAUUCUUUACCACUUACGAAAUUGGUCCCACUUUAUCUUCUCUUGUGACAGCCCAAAAUGUCUCCAGAUACUGCAGGUGAUAAGUAAAUUGCUUCCAAGAAAAAAAAAACUGACUUUAUUUUUUGCAAGUAGGACAAAAAUUUUCAUCCUUUAAUUUUCAAAAUGCCUUUGCACAUAUGCAACCUCACCUUAUUACCUUAUUUUAGAAGUUAAAUCUGAAUUAAAAUUAUGACAUUGAGAGAGGCACGGUGGCACACGCCUGUAAUUGCAGGCGGGGUCGGGGGCCGAGUCAGGAGAAUUGGAAGUCUGAGGCCAACCUGGGCUACACAGAGAAUUCCAGCAGGUUUGAGCUCCGUAGUAAGAUCCUGUCUCAAACAAAAAUAAGCAAAACAAAACAAGUUUCACUGCACAGGGACACUGGAUCCUUCGUAACACUUGCCUAGUAUACCUUAGAAAUGAAUCCCUCACCCUCUCUCUGUCUUUUGAGUAGAGACCUUAGAUCUAUUCAAAAAACUGUUGAUAAACAUGCACAAGGUAUUAUAAUUGUAAACAUUAAACAGUUUACUGUUUAAUUUUAUGGUGGUUGAAAAAUCAGGAAAUUCUCUCCUCCUAAGGAUCAUAAGAUCAAAUGCUUUGAUCACCUUUGCAGUGUAUGUUUUGCAGAGGUCAUCACGAGCGAGGCUCUCAGACACCUUCCGAGUGGGAGUCUCCCGUCCCUAGACAGAAAGCAGCUCUGCCUCUGGGGUAGGGCAGGCAGAUGUGGGGCUCUUCUCUUCUCUUCUCUUCUCUUCUCUUCUCUUCUCUUCUCUUCUCUUCUCUUCAGGAAAUAAAUCUCUCUUGCACUAUUCAAGUGCUGCUCCGAGGAUCACAUUUUGUUUGAUUUCCCUCAAUGAUGCUCUUUGCUCCGCUGUCAUUUCCGACUAGAUGGUUGAGCAACGCAGUGGCCAUUUGCUCCCGUCCUUCAAGGGAAUCACAAUUUUCCUUAGCACCGGAGAGGUUCACUGAGACUCGGGAUGCAGGCCAGAGUCUGGCCGCAGUUGGGCAGUGGUUGUGUGUGGCAGUGUCCUCCACCCCCGUGGCCUGGGCUUGGAGGGCCCUCAGGGAUGCACUGAGCAGCCUCUCCCCCUGAGCUUGCUGGUUAUUGGUUGAAGCAGCACGAGUCAGGCCAUUCCCCGCUUGAACCCAUCAUCUCUGUCUUGUCUGGUCACUUGUCCCUCACAGUCUUAGAGCACAAUGUCGCCAACUUCCCCACUUCCGGUCUGAGAGCUGGACCCAGGUGCGGUUGGAGAUGGAGCCCCUGCUUGUGAUUCUGUGUCUGUGUGUGUGUGUGUGCACGCGGUUACCUGUACAGGGGACACUACACUCAGUGAAACUGGAGCAGGGCCCAUGAGGGUGGCUGGAUCUCUCGUUUUCUCUUUUUCCUUUUGAUAUAUCAAACAUUUGAUUGACCAAGUGAGGGCCUUGUUUAGGACCAAAUUUCCUGUUUGUUGCUAUGGUCUUUCUUUAGGACAACAGUUAAUCCAGCGGCCCACUCUCGUUACUCUAUCCAUAUGACUAUAUGGGACAUAUGUAAUAUAUAAAUAUAUAUAUAGAACAUUACCCUCUGUCCCUUGGCUUCGGACGGAGGCCUUUCUGUGAGCAGGAGUGCACCGCAGUGUGCUGUGACCAGCAGCUGCAGGCCCCAGCCCUGUUCAGGAACACAGUCAACAAUAAAGGAAUGAGUGUCGUUGCA
Molecule: messenger RNA, 5602 nt
Organism: Cavia porcellus (domestic guinea pig)
Lineage: Eukaryota; Metazoa; Chordata; Mammalia; Rodentia; Caviidae
Gene: Kif3c
Product: kinesin family member 3C
Exons: 8
Coding region: 525-2909 (794 amino acids)
Biological process (GO): microtubule-based movement; mitotic cell cycle
Cellular component (GO): microtubule
Molecular function (GO): microtubule motor activity; ATP binding; microtubule binding
Source: RefSeq, a predicted model, not a curated record